This is a messenger RNA of Lacerta agilis (Sand lizard), 6186 nucleotides long. It is a transcript of the gene THSD7B, whose product is annotated as thrombospondin type 1 domain containing 7B. Gene Ontology annotation, cellular component: plasma membrane. Lineage: Eukaryota; Metazoa; Chordata; Lepidosauria; Squamata; Lacertidae. The record is from RefSeq and is a predicted model, not a curated record. Gene Ontology annotation, biological process: actin cytoskeleton organization.
GGAGCAGCUGGCGCGUUGGGCCGGCGCGCCUUUCGCUCCUCGCUGUUCCCCUGCGAAGCGGCCGAGCGCCGGGCGGCUGUUGCACACGGGCGCCGGGCUAUGGGUGCGCUGCUACCGAGCCACCAUCUUCCUCUGCCCGGGGAAGUGCGCCGCCGCCGCCGCCCACUUGGCCAGACCCAGGCGAGCCCGGAAUAGUGAAGUGAUCUGGAUUGAACUUCAUGAAGUAUGGUUCUAAGGGAUAGCUGGCUUUGCGCUCACUGGGCAUGGCAGAGCACAAGGAGGUGCUUGGUUGUGCUUGCUCUCUUAUUGUUACACUCAUCUGAUUUGGAAGGCAGGAAAUCGCACCCAUUUGUCUGGAAAACAGGUCAUUGGGGACGAUGUAUAGGUGAUUGUGGUUCAGGCGGUGUUCAGAGCCGAGUAGUCUGGUGUGUUCAUUCUGAAGGGUGGACAACCCAUCAUUCAAAUUGUGAACAAAGUGACAGACCUGAAAGCCAGAGGAGCUGUUUUAAAAUAUGUGACUGGCAUCUUGAACUCUUUGAGUGGGAAGUUUCAGAAUGGCACCUAUGUGUUCUUGUUCCUUUUGCCCUUGGUGAAGCCAGACCAAGAACUUCGGCAUGUGUAACAGCCCAGCAUGGAUUACAACACAGAAAAGUACAAUGUAUACAGAAGUUGAACAGAACAGUGGUUGCGAAUGAGAUAUGUGAAUAUUUCACCCCUCAGCCACCUAUGGAACAAGCUUGCCUAAUACCUUGCCCACGGGAUUGUGUAGUGUCUGAGUUUUCCUCCUGGUCUGUAUGUGGCAGACACUGUGGAAAGAGUUUACAACACAGAACCCGUUCUGUUAUUGCGCCGCCACUCUAUGGCGGAGCCAAAUGCCCAAAUCUAACUGAAUCGAGGGUUUGCGAUGUUUGGAUGUCUUGUCCUCAUGGGGAAGAGGAAUAUACAUACAGUCUUAAAGUUGGACCCUGGAGUAAGUGUCGGAUGCCUCACCUUAAGGAAAUGAAUAUGAUUGGGAGGACUAUGCUGGAUUUUGGUUCCGAAUCAACAGAACGAAGCACCUUCAAACUUCAAGUGGUGGAGAAUUUCCAGAGUUUUCAUAGAUCUAGGUCACACUACAGUUCCAAGCCUUGGGAUGUAGAAAUUGGUUACCAAACAAGGCAGGUGAGGUGUACGAGAAGUGAUGGGAAGAAUGCUAUGCUGAGCCUUUGUGUGCAAGAAACCAUCCCUUUGACCUUUCAGUCCUGUGUUAUGCCUAAAGACUGUGAAACAUCAGAUUGGUCUUCAUGGAGCUCCUGUUCAAAGACUUGUCACUCAGGGGAUCUCUCACCAGGAUACCGAAUUAGAACUCGGAGUGUAAAGCAUGUUGCUGUAGGAGCCGGCCGAGAAUGUCCUGAAACAGAAGAAAGGGAAGCCUGCAAUGUCGGAGGAGGUGAUCGUGCUCAUCCAUGCCCAAGAUAUUCAUGGAGAAGCUCUGAAUGGAAAGGAUGUGACGUCACUCUCCUAGAACAGCGACCUCGACACCAUAAGCGCUCAGCCCUUUGUGGAGGUGGGGUACAGGUCCGGGAAGUAUACUGUGCCCAGAUCACACUGGAGGAAACACACAAGUUAAAGGAAGUUGCUAGACCUGUUGAAAAAAAGCUGUGUCUCGCUCCUGCUCCCCCGGCUUCCCAACUCUGCAAUAUCCCAUGCCCUCCUGAAUGCCUGGUUUCUUCCUGGUUGGGAUGGGGGGCCUGCAUUCAUGAAAACUGCCAAGAUAAUCAAGGGAAAAAAAGGUGUUUCAAAAUGAGGCAAAGACACAUCAUUGUGGAACCCAUGGGUACUUCUGGCAAUUGCCCGCACUUGAUAGAAUCUAUUCCAUGUGAAAACCCAGUGUGCUACAAGUGGAUCAUUUCAGAAGGAGUCUGCUUACCUUAUAACGGAAUAUGUGGACAAGGGAAUCGUGUGCAGCAUGCUGUAUGCAAGAACUACAAGGGUGAGGAUGUGUCAGGUGAUCUCUGUGCAGACUCCCAUUCGCCUUCCAAGACCAUAACAUGUGAAGUACCGUGUGGAAUGGACUGUGUUGUGACUGAAUGGUCGCAGUGGUCAUCUUGUUCUCACUCAUGCACCAGUAAAAAUGCUGAAGGCAAGCAAAGCAGAACAAGGUCAAUACUGGCAUUACCAGGAGAAGGUGGAAAGUCAUGCCCUCCUAGUCAUGCACUAGAAGAAUAUCGUACAUGCAACGAGCACGCUUGCAACCAGAUCUACUGGGAAACCUCAGCAUGGAGUCCCUGUUCAGAAAACAUCUUGGUAACAGCUCUGAAUGCUACCAUUAACUGGAAUGGUGAGCCUACCUGUGGAGUGGGCAUUCAGACAAGGAAGGUCUUCUGUGUGAAGAAUAAUUCUGGCCAGGUCCCAGCCAAAAGGUGCCCAGAAUCCAUCCGGCCAGACACAGUCCGCCCAUGUUUGCUGCCAUGCAAGAAGGAUUGUGUCGUGACCCCUUUCAGCGAAUGGACACACUGCCCUACCACCUGCCAACGUGGUAAUGCUCCUGCAAUGAAACAGUCCCGCUACAGGAUUAUUAUUCAUGAUGCUGUUAAUGGAGGACAGGAAUGUCCAGACACCUUGUUUGAAGAAAGGGAAUGUGAAGACAUCCCUCUUUGUGCUGUGUACAGCUGGAAGAUCCACAAGUGGAACUGGUGUAUGUUGGUGCCAGAUUCUGUAAGGCAAGGUGUGCCAGGAGUCAAUGAAGCAUGUGGUCAUGGUUUGCAGUCAAGAGUUGUUACAUGUGUCUUGGAAAGCAACCAUUCGGUAGAUGUCAGUGAGUGCUUGAAGUGGGCUGAACCUAUGCCAUCCCUUGUUCAGGACUGCCUGAUUCCUUGCAAAGAUGACUGCACAUUCACCCCUUGGUCUAAAUUUUCUGCAUGUGCUUCAGACUGUGAAUCAACACGAAGUAGAAGACGAACCCUCACAGGGAGAAGCAGAAAGCGAGACAAGUGCCAGAAUACAGAAAUAUAUCCCCUUGUUGAAGCGGAACCAUGCCCUUGCACAAUAUUUACCAGCCGGCCCCAUGGAAAUUGGUCAGAAUGCAUAAUUUCCAUAGGGAAAACAGAGCUGCAGCUAGACCUGAGAUUUCACGGGCAUGCCAAGGAAUGCGGAGAAGGGGUGCGCUUCAGAGCCCUGGCCUGCUACGAUAAGACCGGCAGACUUGUGGAACCGUCUCAUUGCAACCACUCAGGUUAUGUUGAACAGCCUUGUACGGUACCUUGUCCAUUUGAUUGCAAAUUAAGUGACUGGUCUAGUUGGGCCCCUUGCAGUUCGUCUUGUGGAACAGGAGUGAAAAUCCGGUCCAAGUGGCUUAAGGAGAAGCCUUACAAUGGAGGACGUCCAUGUCCAAAACUGGAUCCUAAGAAUCAGGCUCAGGUGUAUGAGGCAGUCCCAUGUUACAGUGAAUGCAAUCAGUAUUCCUGGAUAGCAGAACCAUGGUCUCCUUGUGAAAUCAACAGCGAGCUAAACUCCCUGCACUGUGGUGAAGGAAUACAAACUAGAAAAAUAAGAUGUAUAAAUACCACCGAAGAUGGCAGUGGCGAAUCUGUAGCCAACAUGCUCUGCAAUCAGUCCGAAAUCCCCCUUGAAAGACAAAAGUGUACCCUCUACUGUCCCAGUGAGUGUGUUGUGUCCGAGUGGGGUCGCUGGAGCCAGUGCCCAAAGCCAUGUGACCCCAAUAUAAUGCAAACACGGACUCGGCAUGUACUGAGGUCUCCUUUAAAUCCCAAGACCUGUCCUGAUGGUUCACAAAUGCGACCGUGUGUCCUGAAUCAAAAUUGUUUCCAGUUUCACUACAAUCUAACAGACUGGAGCACAUGCCAGUUAAAUGAAAAUGCAACCUGUGGACAAGGGAUUAGGAAUCGCCUUCUGAGCUGUGUUCGGAGUGAUGGGAAAGUCGUGGCUAUGACCUACUGUGAGCAGCUAAAUUUGGAAACCCCUGCACAAAUGGUUGUUGACUGCCUUGUGGAAUGUGUCGUCAGCUGCCAGUUCUCUGAGUGGUCUGCCUGGUCAGAAUGUUCACAUACGUGUGGCCUUGCAGGUCAGAUGCUACGUACCAGAUAUAUAAUUCUACAAGCACAAGGAGAAGGAAGACCCUGCCCGACUGAGCUCACCCAGUACAGAAGCUGUGUUGUAAAGCCCUGCUACAGCUGGGUUAUUGGCGAGUGGUCCCCGUGCAAAGUCAAGGGUGGACAGUGCGGGGACGGAUUCCAAGUACGGGACCUCACAUGUAUGAUACAUGAUGGCUCUUUAUCGGCAACAUCUAAACAAGCGGAAAGUUCGUUGUGUGGAGAGCUUCCAUCUAAAGAUGGUGCAUUGCAGCUUCCGUGUUCUGUGCCUUGCCCAGGUGAUUGUCAUUUGACAGAAUGGUCAGAGUGGAGCUCUUGUGAAUUAACGUGUAUAGAUGGCAGGAGCUUUGAGACUAUGGGUCGUCAGUCUCGGUCAAGAACGUUUAUAAUUCAGUCUUUCGAAAACCAAGACAGCUGUCCUGAACAAGAAUUGGAGACGCGGCCAUGCUCCGGAGGGAAGUGCUAUAAUUAUGUAUGGAAAAUGAGUCUUUGGCGAGAUAAUGAACGGACAGUGUGGUGCCAGCGUUCUGAUGGGGUGAAUGUCACAGGGGGUUGUUCUGUUCAGAUGCAGCCAGCUACAACCAGGCAUUGCAGCCCAGCCUGUCGGAAGCCCUUUUCUUACUGCACACAGAGUGGAACCUGCGGUUGCGAGAGAGGCUAUACAGAAAUAAUGAGAUCAAAUGGCUUCCUGGAUUACUGCAUGAAGAUACCUGGUUUAGAAGAUAAGAAAGCUGAUGUCAAAACGAAUGCUGCAAAACAUAAACCCGUCAACUCAAAAAUGCAUGAUAUUUUCAAAGGAUGGUCCAUUCAGCCUUUUAAUCCAGAUGGAAAACUUAAAAUAUGGGUCUAUGGAGUAUCAGCGGGUGGGUUUCUCAUGAUAGUUUCCCUAAUAUUCACCUCAUACCUUGUUUGCAAAAAGCCAAAGCAGCAGCAACAUUCUCCUCCACAACCGAAGUGUCUGACCCUAGCCUACGAUGGAGACGUUGACAUGUAACGUGGACUGAAAUCCAAAUGUAGACAUCAACUGCCUUAACUGCUUCCCUACCCACCUUCUUUUUUCUCCCUUUCUCGGUUUGGAUCUUAUUUAUGUUUUUUGGAAGCAUCUCACAAUUGCUGAUACACAUGGGCAGAAUACAGUUUGCAAAUGUAGCAGUUUUGCCUUUGGGUUUAUCUGAAGAACGUGGCACUCAAGGACCUUCUAUAACUUGGCAACACUUUUCCCAAGGGGGACCUGAGAAAUGCAUCUUUCCUGUUUAUCAAUGGGAAUAAGGACAAACAAGUCAAUCUGCAGGCUACUACUGAUUUUUACCUUUAAAAGCAUGACAAUCCUAGGGGGAGGAAAGAUGAUAUUUACUGUAAAGGACAAGUUCAACAUGGCAUCAUUACGCACUAUAUUAGUGCAAGCUUCUUUAUUCUUCACCUCUUUCAGCAAUGAGUUUUCUAGUGUUUACAUUUGAGUUACAUUUGGACUGUAAAACUGAUUCAUACGUUCCCCCAAAAUGUCUGGAAUUCCCUUCGUUUUCUAAGUUCUUGGGUUUCUUAGAUGGGAAAACAAUCUGAUUUCCCUUCAGAAUGAGAUCAGAGGAGCAGGAUAACAAGCACUGGGAAUUUUUUUGCAGCACAAGACCCAGAUUGCUUUGUAACCCUGAUUUUUUGAAGAGGAAGAAGAAAAAACAAACUGGCAGAUGUUUUGAUGACUAGGAAGAUGAAAGUGCUCAAAUAUAUAUUUUAAAUUAGUAUUAAGCCAUUUAGAUACAUUUUUAACCAUUGAAAACUGUAAUUCAGUUUGUUUAAUAUGAAUUCUGCUUUUGUAUUUUAAACUUUAUUAUCUGGAAUAUUUGUAAAUUCUUUUUUUUUAAAGUUUAAUCUUGACCUUAUUUAUGGAUACAUCUUAACACACACACAAAAAGUAAUGUUUGUAGAAGGCCUUGCGUUUUAAAAAGGUUUCCAAGUCUACAUUCUGAACAUCCUGAAGAAGAUACGUGUUUGUAAUAGUAUAUGUUGCAAGUAAGGAAGUGCCAUCUUGUGGUAUUGACAUGUAUUUAUAAGCAAAUAAAAAGCUAAAGUGUGGGAAUGUUGAUCCAGGCACACUGCA